This is a messenger RNA of Gadus morhua (Atlantic cod), 1723 nucleotides long. RefSeq names its product NK2 homeobox 3 (gene nkx2.3). NCBI's taxonomy places the organism in Eukaryota, Metazoa, Chordata, Actinopteri, Gadiformes, Gadidae. Gene Ontology annotation, cellular component: nucleus. The record is from RefSeq and is a predicted model, not a curated record. Gene Ontology annotation, molecular function: RNA polymerase II cis-regulatory region sequence-specific DNA binding; DNA-binding transcription factor activity, RNA polymerase II-specific. The transcript is spliced from 2 exons. Bases 357 to 1391 code for a protein of 344 amino acids. Gene Ontology annotation, biological process: regulation of transcription by RNA polymerase II; cell differentiation.
AUCUGUCUACGACUCUCUCUCUUUCUCUCUCAUGGCCAACCAAACAGGAACGGCGUAUCCCUCAGCCCUCCAGCUGUAGACCUGACUAAGCUCGAGAGACAGAAGUCAUAUGUGGACGAAAGCAAGUCCUCCUCGGUCUACAUGGAAAACAGGCAUUGCGCGUCCACUUAACGCACGGAUUGUUAACCUCUUCACGCCGGAUCUACGCGGAGGUACACAACUGCAGCCUAAAAUCGGAUCUGUUCUCUUGUUUAACGGGUUUUCGGUGUCUAUCUGCCCUCUCUGGAUAUUCGUCGAUAUCCGCUAUAUAUCCACCCCUUACGCACUACUUUCCCCAAGUUUUUUGCGUGACAACAAUGCUUCCCAGCCCGGUCAUAACAUCAUCCACCACGCCUUUUUCUGUGAAGGACAUUCUGAGGCAGGAGCUACAGCAGCAGACACAGCAGCAUCAGCUGCUCAUAACGCGCCUCGGGUUUUCCAAUUCGCAACAUUCGCAACUAGGCUGCGCGCUCCAAAACUAUUUUCUCCCCCACUCGCCCCCUGCAUGCAUGUUGGCCGGUCGGGACAGCCCGAGUCCCGGCUCCGAACAGUCCGAGAGCGAGGAACGGAUCUCGUCGUACCUGAGCACGCUGGAGAUCCAGGAGCGGUUGGCGGAGUCUGGCUUACCGAGGGAGAUGUUCACGAGCGCUGUGCAGGGGGGCCACGAGGCGAACAUCCCGCGUGAGGCCGAACGAGGGGAUCUCCAUUCUAAGAGCUGCGAUCAAGGCGGUUGUGAGGACCUAGAGUCGGACAAACCGGCCAAACAGACCCGGACCCGGAGGAAACCGCGGGUGCUGUUCUCCCAGUCGCAGGUGUUCGAGCUGGAGAGGCGCUUCAAGCAGCAGCGCUACCUGUCCGCCCCGGAGAGGGAGCACCUGGCCAGCUCGCUCAAACUCACCUCCACGCAGGUGAAGAUCUGGUUCCAGAACAGGAGGUACAAAUGCAAACGGCAGCGACAGGAUAAGAGCCUUGAGAUGGCGGGGCAUCAUCACCACCACCAUCACCACCACCACCCACCUCCGCCCAGGAGGGUGGCCGUCCCGGUGCUGGUCCGCGACGGGAGACCGUGUCUGACCGGAUCCCCGAAUUAUAACACUUCGUACACGGUGGGAGCUCCGACCCCGUAUAGCUACAGCAGUUACCCAGCGUACAGUUACGGGAACUCGGUCUACCCCAACACGUACUCCUGCACCUACUCCAAUUUGGCCUCUCUGCCAUCAACCAGCCCCACCGCUAAUGCGUUUAUGAAUGUGAAUCUGGGGAACCUCGCCGCACCGCCCCAGCAGCAGUCUUCCCAGGGCUCGGGCGUCCCACCUGGCCCGGGGAACAUGCCGGGCAUCCGAGCCUGGUAGCGCUCCUGCUCUCUUCUUGCUCUCACGACACACGUGCAGCGUUACACGGAUUACGCCUAUUCCCAUGGCAACGCACUGGGGAAUAACUGUUUCUAAUAGCGGACCUAUAUUCCUAAUGUCAUUGUGGACAUGUGUGGCUUUUUAAAGGAAUCCUGCAUACAUGGACUGCCUAUAGUAUAAUAUAAUUCUGUAUUUCCGAGCGGAGGUUGACUUGACGUAAUUAAUCAAAUGGUUGGAUUUGUGAGUGUUGGAGGAGAAUGUGUAUCCGACCAAAGGAUAAAGUAUAUAUCCGCAGUUCAUUUUCUUCUAAUAAAUAAAACACGUUUUUCUUA